Molecule: messenger RNA, 2584 nt
Organism: Enhydra lutris kenyoni (northern sea otter)
Lineage: Eukaryota; Metazoa; Chordata; Mammalia; Carnivora; Mustelidae
Exons: 3
Coding region: 1-1098 (365 amino acids)
Source: RefSeq, a predicted model, not a curated record
AUGGGGCUGGGGGAGGGAACCCGGGAAGCGCAGAAGUCCGCUGCUGCAUUUAGGCUGGAACCGUACCGCACCUGUGCAAUCCGGCUUCGGAGCCAGAAAGGACCAGAACACCGCCUCCCCUCCACCCUACCCCCCGCACAAGGCGAACAAAGUGCGAGCGCAGAGACGUCCGGGGUUCCCCAGGACGCAGAGCCCCCGAGCCCCAGCCCCGGAGGAGGGGCCGGGGACGCGCAGGAAACUUACCUCACCCGGGCAGCAUUCGGGCGCCUCUGCUGUCGAGACCAGUUGCGCCACAGUCGGCAAGUUAUCUGGAUGGAGUUGCUUCCACCCGGCGCCGGGAGAUCUGUGCGGGCGAGCGGCGGGAGGGGCCGGAGGGUCGGCGGGGCGGGGGCGGGGCGCGGCGCGGCGCGCGGAGCCGGCAGGUGCCGGGCCGGAGCCGCCGGGCCAAACUCGCCCGGGACGCGCCUCCGCGGGGGCGCGCGGCUGCGAGUGUGCAAUGCGCGCGCGCCGCGGCAAGUGUGUGUGUGCGUGUGUGUGUGUGUGUCCCCGCUUUCCCCUUCCUUCCCCGCCGGUCCUCCGGCCAGAUGGAGCGGCGAGCGUCAGCCGGAAAGCCCCAGCCGCCGGAGCGCUCCGCUGCCCAGCUCGGCUUCAGCGCGGCGCGCUAGGGGCGGCGGGGACCGGGGGCCGAGGAGCAGCGGCGCCCCCGGGCUCGGGCGCGGGUUCCGGCGCCCUGCGCGCCUGAGUCGGAGCGAGGCGCAGGGAGAGCAGUGUGCGCGGCGGUUGCCGAAGCUCGGGGAGGCUGCAGGCCCCGCCCGCCGGCCGCCCAGGCUCUUCCCCUUUUCUCUCCACCCCCUUGCUCCAGUCCCGCACGCCCUGCAGCGAAGCCAGGCCGGUUUGCAGCAGCGGCGGCGGGAUUUUCCGCCGCAGCCGGACUGGGCGCCCGAGUCGGUGCCCCGGGAUGCGGGGCUCUGUCCCGCCGCCGCCUGCCUAGCACGGGGAGCCGGGCUGGGCCGGGUUCCGAGGUCUGGCCGGUUUCUCCUAGGCUCCAGGGUUAGCCGAGGGCUUCCCGGUGGUUCUGAAGUCUUGCAGCCCCGCUAAAAGCCGUGUUUGGGAUAGGGCAUCCUCCCUUCCUCAGGCCGCCGAACUCUGCAGCGCCUGGUCGCCUGCCCACUGGACUCUGCUUGCCGCGACGCCCGCAUUUAAGCACAGAUGCCCCCUCCACUAGGAAGGGACAGCUAGGAUUCCGAGGCGACGGCGUGCCCCCUUCUAAUGACAGCAGGAGUUCCCAGGAAGUAGGACCUACCCAACGGGCAGGAUGUCCCUGGCCUGGCGAGUCACAGUUUCUGAUUGAAAGGAUACUCCCUAAGUUCUCAGCAAAUGGAACAGCUCUUUUGGGUUUUGAAAUCUUUUUGUACCUCCCUCUCCCCACCUUGGGUAAGUUUGUUAUGGUUUAAUAACAACUCCCAAGGGAGUGCAGUAAUUCCUUGGUCGUGCAAAUAUCUGUAAUUUCUUCGACUGUUUUCCCAACCUGCUUCUUCUAGAUGUGUCUGGCCAUGACUGGGAGUUUUAGGGCAUCGUGUGUUGAGAACCCUGUGCCUUCGUUCCGGUCUUAUCUUGGCAUCCUAGACUCUCCAAAGCUCAGAGCAGGAGCACACAUCUCGUUCAGCUUGCUCCCUUUACAGAAGAGAAAACUAAGACCCGAAGACAUUAAGUGGCCCAAGAGCCAGAACACAGGUUCCUUGACUCCCGAUUCCUGAACAAUAACAGAAACACAGAGUUAGCAAAGUUCAAUUUGGGGUCGAUAGAGGGGGUGGCGGAGAAAGAAUGGAUCCAGGAACCCUUCCUCUGCUUGCAGUGAAUCACUGCGUAGGGGGCAGCACCACAGGGCUGUAAAUAGCAGGCUGGCUGGAAUCUGGGAACCAGGAUCCCAGUCUCCCCCUCUCCGCUUCUCACCCCUCUGGCCCAUCUGAAACCCAGGGAUUGGAAAACAAAUCUGCCUCCCAGAGUGGCAAGUGUAAAUGCAAAGCCAGUUUUCAGUAUUUCCUGGGAAUGUGGGGGAGGUGAAAACAGGUAAAACCAAACCUAAAUCACGGUAUAUCGGAGGUCACAAACAUUACAUACAGAUGCAUGCACACACGUGUGCAAAUAGCCAUCCUCUCCCAUUAAGAGACUGACUGAGUCCCUUCUCUACAGCAUGGGCACCAACAGCCUUAGGUGUCCAGAGGCAAAUCACAAAGCGGACUGCCCACUGGCUUUUUGGAGAGCUAACUCGUAUUUAACAGGAUUCUCAGGAACUCUACCAAGAGCUUUAAGAGGCUCAUUAUGGUGAAUUAAUUCCUGGAAUGAGGGACCACAUAGUUAUUGGUCCUAUACGAGACCUGUUCGUUCUUCCUGGUUCUGUUUCUACAUAAACGUCAACAGGAAUUUGGGAAAGUCACCCUCUAAUGGAAUUAAAACAAGAUCAGUAUUACUAGUGGUAGGGACUCAGCCAGAAACUUCAGGAACAUUUAAAAAUUAGAGAUUGCAGGAAUUGUAUGUCCCUGAAUAAUCACUGAAUUCUACUCCUGAAACCAAUAUUGCACUG